AAAAACAUAUGAAUAAAAGGAAACGAAGCACCCCAUUAGAAGCAAAUUUUAGGGUUCAAGGAGAAAGGAAAAGAAUAAAUUCCAGAAGAACAGGGAUAUCCAGAUCCGCCAUCGGAGAAAAAUAUCGGAUUAUUUGCCAAAAAGUCAAUUCUUCAAUGCACAAGUGUUUGUAAGACUUGGUACUCUCUUGUUACUAGCGCUAAUUUUAUCUCCACGCAUCUCAACCGAAACAGAGACGAUCACAUCUUGGUUUGAUCUUACUCUAUAAAUCCCCAAAAUGAAUUAUAUCAAAUGUUGUGUUACGAUGAAUAUUUGAAUGAGUUUGCCCAGUUUGAUUCACCAUUUAAGUGCAGUGAAGGUAGCGAUUGUUUUAAUAUUGUGGGUAGUUGUAAUGGGAUUUUGUGCCUUGCUGCUGCCGAACUGUCGCAUGACUGGAACCAUUUCUAUUUUUUGAACCCAUCCAUCAGAAAAUCUUUUAAACUCCCAGAACCAAUUUUUACAAUUGACAUACUCGGUGAAAUCUUUGGUUAUAUGCUAGGGUUUGGGUAUGAUCCUGUUACUAAUGACUAUAAGGUGGUAAGAGUACUGCACACUCUUCAUUCGUUUCCACCUCAUGUUGAUGUUUAUAAGUUAAGUACUGGUGUUUGGGAAGAUAUUAGUCAUGUCUCUCUACCUUAUAAAUUCUUUGCAAGUACACCACAUGCAUAUGUAAAUGGAUCUUCUCAUUGGAUUGUUUCUUGUUGGGUAGAAGGAUCACUUGGACUUCGGGGUGUGAUUGUUUUUUUCGACAUGCAUGACGAGAAAUUCUCAGAAUUGAUAUUGCCGAGUAGUUUAAUCAAUGAGUCACGACCACGUUAUGACGAAAUGUUCCUUUUUGUGUUAGAGGGAUCUCUUUGUUUGGUUGAUAAUAAUUAUGACAAAAGUAAACCCAUUGAUAUUUGGAUAAUGAGAGAGUAUGGUGCACCAAACUCAUGGGUGAAGCAGUUCAUCAUCCAAUCUUAUCACUUUGCACGAACUUUUCCUCUUCGUACUGAAAUCUUCUGGACACCUUAUAUUAAUGGAAGGUUUGGUCGAAAUGAGCUUGGGAUUUCUAAUGGCUAUAAGGAGAGAUGGUAAAAUCUUAUGAAAAGAGAACUGUGGACUAUUGGUUUCAGUUGAGCAUGUAGUUGACGAUUUUAAAGAGAAUGACAUAGGUAACUUUAUAAAUGGUUGGUGUCACAAUUCGCAUUAUGUUAAUUAUUACAAAGAGAGCCUUGUUUUACUUGAUAAAUGGUCAAAUAAUUGUGUUGGGGGUACUUGUGAGGAGUCAUCCGUGAGACCAAAGUUGGGAGAAGGCUCUUGAGAGCAAAAACUAAAAGUAGAAUGCGAGUUGCAUCUCUCCUGCACGUGAGUGGAUUGUUUAAUGUGUCAAAAAUGAAAGGAAAAUGGUUGAGAAAGAAAGAAAGGAAGAGCAUGCGAGUCAAAAAACCUUCAUUAUCCAACUAGUUAGUUAUGUUGCAUAUGAUUUAUUGCUCGUGAGUUUAUUUUAACUUUGUGCAUGUAAUUCUUGAAGUUCUUUAGCCUAGUAAGUUUUUGAUUGAAGUUUAGAUGCUGAGCCCUUAGGCAUAUGCGAACUUAUUUUUGCUUGAAGUCUUCUAGAUUUCAUGCAAACAUUACAAUACAGGGCUCAGUCUGAAAUGGACAUGGUAGACCUCCUUUGAUUCAUCGGAAAGUCAAAGAUUCCAUGAGUCAGAAGUGUAUGGCACAUUUAAUAAUCUAGGUCUAGGGUACUGAAACUCUUUAAUUUAAAGACAUGCUGUAAAUGCUUGUCUUAAUUACUUUCUAGGUAGUAGAUGUUUGGCGCAUGAUACUUCUACGGGUUGUGUAAUUUUUCUAUCUAUCGAGGAUUAGAGUAGAAGACCCGUACUGGUGGAAUAAUUGCAAUGCUACUAUACCGCCUGCUGAUAAGGGAAUACAGUAUACCAAGCUUGUCCGAGCAGUCAGGUUUGGUCCUCCGGGCAGCAACCUAGCUGGUAUAGCAGACACCUAAUUUUGUCCCUGCCAAAACCCAAUUCAUCCAUUUUCACCUCACGUUAUCGUACACCUUCAUCCAUGCGAUUAUACCCCAUAAAAAUAGAAAAAAAUAAUAAAAUAUUAAUAAAUUCGUAACAAAUCAAAUCCUUGAUAUUUCCUUAUCCUAACAAACCUUAUCUCAUCCCCCUCACCACUCCUACCCCCAUCUCACCCCCACUCUUAUCCUUUAACACCCCCCCCCACCCCCACGUUUCUUUUCACAAAGAAAGGAGAGGAUAUACACAUAGACACAGAGGGCCAAAAAGAAGAGGAAAUUUUCAUUGAAAACACUCAUCAUCUUCUUUCUCAAAAAAGAAAACACUUUCAAGAAUAUACUCACAAACUAUCUCUCCACCAUUAAUGGACACCUACACACUCCUCCAUUUAUUCAAUACACACCCACUAACACAUACUACAAUACAUUACACACACACAACACAACCAGUGAAUAAAGACAUACACAUAUACUCACACACACAAAGAGAGUAACGGAGAGAAAGAGAGAGUAACGAAGAGAGAGAGCAAAGCAGAGAGAGGGAGAGAAUCGAAAGAAUGAAAGGAUUUUGAGAGAUUUGGCAAAUAAACAACGAAAUCGGCGCAAUCCCACCAAAAUUAGCACCGGAAUCUGACCAAAAAACACCAGGGGUCGCCGGAAACGGUAUUUUCUAGUCAAGUUCAAGUAUCCCGAGCUUAAAUUUGUCCCAAUAUUGAAAUCCCCAGACACUUUUCUCAUUUUUUUUGGUUUCUCUGGUGAAAUCCAGCCUGAAAACAUCAGUCCAGUCGACAAGUCAGAAAAGUCGACAGUUUACUCCGACUCCAUUAAAGUCUCGUCGAAAUUGUCAUACGGAUUCUCAUUUUUUUUUUGAGUUUUGGUUUCGGGUAUUCAUUGACUCUUCAAGGUUUCCUUGGUUUGAAUCAAAAUUCAAUUUCAUCACAGUUUUAAACCAGUCCAAUUACUGGUUCGGGAUUGAGAUUGUGGUAUUCUUCUAGGUUUCAGGACCGCUUUUAUUCUCUUCUUAAUCAAUUGAGAGCAUUCGGAAGGUCCAUCUCUAUAACUCUUACUCCUUAUUUCUUUUAAUUUGGCAUCGAUGUUGUGAUUAUGUGUGGGGUGAUUAUGAUUGUUGGAUUUUGUUAAUGUUAUGAUUAUGUGCUUGAUGAUGUGAUUUUGGUGAUAUGUGAAACGAAUUUGAGUAGUUUUGAUAGUGUGAUUGAUAAAAAAUGAAGUUAGAUGGGGUAGAAUUGUGAAAUUGAUAAAAAGGGUGAACAUAGAUCAAUUUUGAUUUAUUGUUGUUUUGUUUAAUUCGGAAUAAGCAUGAUUGUCGUUGGAACGUGAUAGAAUUAUGACAUGUUGAAAUGAAUAGACAAGUAUAGGUUCGGGUAGGAAAAAUUUAGGAAUAAGUGUUUUGUUGAAUGUUUGAAUGUGGAAUGUGUGUUGAAUGUUUUCUAGUUUAUCGUGCUUGAUCAAAUGUAUCAUCUGGUCGGAGAAUGCCCCGAAGUAUUUUGUACCUGAAAGAUGUUCGUGACGAAGGCCCGAGGCGUCGGGUGGAGCUUAGUUUAGGACUAGUUUAGAAUAGGACUAUUUUGGACUGUAUAAUUGGACUGAACGUUAUUAUUGUGGUUUUGGAUUGUGUUUGAUGUGUUUGUUUGAUUCU
Capsicum annuum is the source of this 3704-nucleotide messenger RNA. Its product is annotated as F-box/kelch-repeat protein At3g06240. The transcript has a single exon. Bases 292 to 1116 code for a protein of 274 amino acids. NCBI's taxonomy places the organism in Eukaryota, Viridiplantae, Streptophyta, Magnoliopsida, Solanales, Solanaceae. The record is from RefSeq and is a predicted model, not a curated record.